AUGGAGGUACAGAGUUUGGAGUUUCCCCAGCUGGUUGUUAGUCUUGCUUUGGCCCAGUACUUCCUAACUAUUCUCCUCUUCCUGCAUUUUGGAAUGGAUGCACUGACCUAUGAGGAUGUGCAUGUGAACUUCACUCAGGAAGAGUGGGCUUUGCUGGAUUCUUCACAGAAGAAUCUCUACAAAGAUGUGAUGCUGGAAACCUACUGGAACCUCACUUCUAUAGGGUACAAAUGGGAAGACCAGAAUAUUGAAGAACAUUGUCAAAGUUCUAGAAGACAUGGAAGGUAA
This is a messenger RNA of Arvicola amphibius (Eurasian water vole), 288 nucleotides long. Its product is annotated as zinc finger protein 431-like. The record is from RefSeq and is a predicted model, not a curated record. Gene Ontology annotation, biological process: regulation of DNA-templated transcription. Bases 1 to 288 code for a protein of 95 amino acids. The transcript has 3 exons. Lineage: Eukaryota; Metazoa; Chordata; Mammalia; Rodentia; Cricetidae.